GUCGCCUUGGAUUCGCUAUUCUUAGGUGGAUUGGUUCGAGAGAGUCUCCAAAGGGCAUUCGAGCAGAGGAGCUUCCCAAGUUCCAUAGAACCUCAUCAACUACGUGGUCACGAUGGAGAUAAAAGAGGUGGGAGGGGUAUCAGUAGGGACGGUGAAGACGAGAGGACAUUUUCCUCGUCAAGAACAAGUAAGAGGAAAUUAGAUGAUCAACAAGAGGCAAAAAUAUUAGAUGACGUGGAUCGAGAUCAUCAACACGAUAGGUUCCGAGGAGAAGUACAACCAGGUACAAGUAGCAGCGAUGAUCAUGGUCAAUCUGGCAAUGUUGAUCAAUCUGGUCACUUCUCUCAGACAGUAGACAGACUAGGCGAAAGGCCAUGGCAGGCGAAUGAAACGGUGGCACAACUAGAUCAUGCUCCAGUACUUCUCGCUGAAGAUGAACAAGUUCCCCCUUUAGGUUCGACUCUUGCUGGUAGUUCCUCGUUUACGGAAAGUAGACGUAGACCGGGAACAGAAGUUCGAAGAACAGAAUGCGCCCUCCAUGUCACCUUAAGCAGAGUGGACGAGUUUUUUUCUCAAUUUGUUAAUAAUAGAAGAACAAGAAGCAAGGCAUUUUUGAACACUCACCUUUACUCCGCUAUUGUUUGGCUUUUGGUUUUUACCGUAGAAAAGGUAUGCGUGACGUAGUAACUAGUGCAGCUACCUUAAGCUUGCAGCAGUUCGCUGCACUUUUUGCUAAUGCUAAGUUGUAGUUUCUUGGCUAAUGGCUAUUAGAAGAUCAAUCACUACGCCAGCAUCCUCGUGAUCUCGCACGUCUACCGCGUUCUUUGCUCUUGUAGUAGAGACGAAAAGAAGCCAGAAAUCGUGAGCAGCAGCAGGACAACUACAAUUAUAAAUAUAGGUUCCAGGGCGCGGGGCGACGGUACCCGCCCCUAGCGGGGGGGCACCGUGCGCCCUGGACCCCUUUUUGUGGCGUCUGCCGGGGGUGCGGGUAGAAGGCCUCAAAAGGGGGCAAAGUGACCUCCCUCCGCCGCUCUCUUCCAGCUGCCUGGCUGUUGCCUACAGGCCUGAAGAGGGGCCCAGGGGACCGCCUCCGCCUCCUUCCAGGUGCUCGGCUGUCCCCUAGAGGCCUCCGACGCAGGUGGAAGGCCUCAAGAGGGGCCAAAGGGGCCGCAUCUGCUUCCUUUCCAGGUGCUUGGCUGUCCCCUAGAGGCCUCUGACGUGGGUGGAAGGCCUCAAGAGGGGCGCAAGGGGCCGCCUCCGCUUCCUCCCAGGUGCUUGGCUGUGCCCAAGGCGGCAAAAGGCGAGGGGCUGGACCCUCUGAGCCGUGCAGCCUGUACCCUCCGGGCCUUUGGUCAUCGGCUUGCUUGCUCUUGCGACCGUGGCCGCCUUCGGCGGCCUUUUACCCCGGAGACCUCUUGCUGGCGAGGGUGAGCAGAGGCCAGGAGGCCCCUGGGGAACACGCUGGGAGGCCCAAGGGGAGGCCCGCGCCAAGUUUUGACGCCGUCCACCACUAGAAUCCGCGAAAGAUCAGCGCGGAAAUGCGCGCGCGCGCCACCACAGACCAGACCACAGGGGGGGGCGCCGUCUGGCCCCGAGCCAUAUAAUAACACGCAUAGGCUCGGCAUCUUUAGUGACGACGGCGGCUCGGUUAUUAUCAAGAACAGCAUACAAAUACAACCAAGAUGAGGAUUAUAGGCUCUUCAACAACAUUUUGAUGUUCUCGAAAAUUUUUUUUGUUUUUACAUCGGUAUCUUAUUCCGUAGCUGUUGUAACCCAGCUACAACAUCAUGGACGAGGGAGUUAUCCGUUAUAGUCAUCUCUUUCAUAGAUGAUCAGUAACAGUAACUCAACAUCGGUUCUUUUGCCUAUCAAUAUCUCUAAUGAAGAACUUUGCUCAGGGAGAUGGCAAACUGUUCUAUAAGCCCGAUUCGCGGUUUGCAGGCCCAGAAAGGCUGGGGGUAACGGUGACAAUUCCGGACGCACACGCCGGAUCGGAUGACGGGGCGCUCGAGUACCAUUCGUGUCUACGCGGAGCCUUCGGUACUACGACGCCAGAGCGUCCUGGGUGGACUUGGACAACGGAAUUGGUUCUCGCAUUAUGAAAUUAGAACGCAGAUCCUUCUCAUACAUAGGAGAAUAAGAGCAGUAACUUCUCAAGUGUAGGAGAUGAGAAUAAGACUAAUGAUCAUAUAACUGAUACUAGCCUAGAGAGACUUGUAGCACUUCGCCGCACUAGAAUCCACGCCCACCAGAAAAAGACACGACACGACGCCGCGCGCGCACCCACCGACACAAGCCCGCACGCUGCAACGCCGCGAAAAACAAAAACGCACGCCCAAGCAUGCCGGCAAGCGCCUUCAGCGUGUGCGCAAUAUUGGGGCGGGGGGGGGAGUGGGCUGCAGGUGGCCUUUUGGGUAAAUGGUGCCGCCUUGUUGGGGUCCUCGUUGCCGCCUUCGGGAUCUAAACCGCCCCCCGCCGGGGUCUAUCUAAGUAAACCGCCGGGGUCUAAGCCGUCGGGGUCUAAGCCUUCGGGAUCUAAGCAAUCGGGGCCCAUCAAAUAACCACCGGGGUCCAGGCCGUCGGGGUCUAAACGUUCGGGGCCUAAGCCGUCGGGGCCUACACCGUCUGUCGGGAUCUAAACUUUCGGGGCCUAAGUGAACCGUCGGGGCCUAAACCGUCGGGGCUUAAGCCGUCGGGGUCUAAGCCGUCCGCUGGGGUCGAAGCCGUCGGGAUCUAAACCCGCCGUCGGGGUCUAGGCCAUCGGGAUCUGUCGUGCGUGUGCGCCGGCGUGUAGUUUUUUUUUUUGUGUUUUGAAUUUUGGUCGUUUAAUAUUGUUCAUUUUUUUGUUUUUGUAUUAGCGUUUAGCGUUCAUCCACUUAAUUUUUUCAUAAAUGCGGGGCAUCUACGACAGUGUAGUACUUGUUCCGAAGAAGGAUAAGAAACCACGCACUGACGGUGAGCGAUUGGCAGCUGCGCAAGUGGAGCAACUUUUGCUGAAUAAAGUGGAGCGAUGCUGUGGAAAACACUUGAAUAAUCAAUAUCGCUUAAGGCAGGGGCAGCUAGUUGUCGAGAAAGUACUUCUUCUUGUACUAGUUGUAGAAAGCGUACUACUUGUUCUUGUUCUUGUACUAGAAGUUGUAGAUAAAAAAAAGUACUUCUUGUACUGGUUGUAGAAAAAAUACUUGAUGUAAAAGUUCUUCGGUAGAUUGUUCCUUCUGAUUAUACGCGCUUCUUCUUCCAAUGAAGUAGUAGGUUCUUGACUGUCAACCUACUUCAUCUUCUCUUGGUGAUCAUAUGCAGCUACAUUUUCGUUCUUCUUCCACUUCAGCUUCGCAAUUGUUCUGUUAGGCGACGCCUUUUUUCUACAGAUCCACCAAAACAUCCUGAAUCUCGCUCAAUCUUUACGUCAAAUCUAAGGACGAAGAGAACUACAAAGGGCCAUUACGAUUCUGCUUACGCGGAGUCGCGGCAAAACCCAGACCUUCCGGUGUAUGAAUCGGUUGAAAAGCAGUGGAGGCGCAUGGUCUUCUGGGGAGUGCAUUAAGAGAAAAUUGAUAAUCUAUUAAUCUACUUCUCAAAGUCGUGAACAGCGAUUCAGCUGCAUCUAACCUAACCUCAAAGCUGUUCUUGAUGAAGCAACUAGAGGCAAUAGACUUAGACAGCUCUAGGUAGUAGUAGUAGUAGUAGACACCACAACUAAGCCCCUCUGGUACUACUGGUGUCUACUAACUUAAAUUACUAUGCGAAGUCUAUUGCCUCUAGUUAUUAAACGGAAGAAGGUGUGGAGCGUCGAGAAUGAUGGUCUUUGUCACCUCUAACUUUUGAUAAUAUUGAAAAAAAACAAAAUGGAUGUGCUGUCGAAAAGAUGCUAUCCCCUUGCGACGGACUCGGGGUGGGCUGUGAUGGAUGAGGGGCUUCAGCCGCAGCAGGGCUACGAGUGGUCCACAACCCGAUUGGUCUUCCGCCUGUAUAGUGAGUAUCCAGAUUAUGUUGACGGGAUGAAUAAAGAUUUUGGUAUAGUUGAGAUCAUGUACUCGACUAUUAGAUGUUGUAGAUGUACUCGACUCAUUUUUAUACUCGCAAGAACAUAAAGAUAAACUUAAUCUGGUAUAGUAAUUCUUAACGGUGGGAAGACUCAACAUAAUAUGUUGACAUCCUGUAUAGUGAGUCUCCAGAUUAUAAUCGGGACUGUUUUUGCAGUUCUUGCACUGAUGUUUUGCUCCUGCUCAAGAAAAAGAAGAGUAAGAGGCACUUCAUCUCAAACAAUAAAGAUGCAACUUCGCCCUAAAAAUGGGAGGACGAGGAAUGUACCACCUAGUUGUAGUUGUACCACCUAGUAGUAGCUCUUGUUCUUGAGGGGCUCAGAGUAUGAGUACGUUUAUUUUCUUUGUGUUCAUAUGAAGCGCAUUUUAGGUGGCACCGCGGUAAGCGCUUUGAGCACAGUUCCCAAUGGGGAGGCCCAGCCGCGUAGUCUUCCCGCUUCAGUUGGAGGAAAGAUUAAGGCACCAUCCACGGCUAUUCCUUCCAGGGACCAGAUCAUGAUCAAGAACAUUUCGAUUUUCUAGUAAGAGGAAAUAGGUACUACAGGAGUACGAGGAGUACUUUGAUGUUUUCAAUAAUUUAUAUCAACAUAUCGUAUUGAAAAAAGGUAAGAACGGUCGUCGUCAGGAGAUCAUGUUAAAAAAACGCCAAGUAGGUCGUGUUCGUGUAAGAGGAUUCAGAUGCAGUUGCCAGGAGCGCAGAUGCAGUAUGAGCGCGGUGCUUCUAGCUCUAAAAAUGGUGGCCGAGGACAGCCCGGCAGCGAUGCUUCUAGUUCUACCUUUGUACCACCUGUGUGCGAGGGACUGGGGAGCAGUAUGCUUCCAAAGCAGAAACAGCUAGGGACGCUUCACCCGGAUACCAUCGUGCAAAUUGAGCUUGGUAUGUACGGCGCCACUGAUUGAGAACAAGGGUUAUACAGGGGUACGACACUACGUCGGGCUGUAUAGGGGUGUCCUUGAUGUAGCAGACAUCGUACGCUUCGGGAGUACUAUAACGGGGUAAUAUGAGUACUGUCGUCCAGAGGUGUUUUUCAUGUUCUUUUUUAUAGCUCUUCGUGUAUCCAGGGGGCAAAAAGAAAAACAAGUACUUACUUCCAGGUACGGGGCAACGCAAACGUAUCAUAGUUCCUUGGAACCCGAACCGACGACAUAAUUGAUAAUUCACUACUUGUUGGUAUUCUUGGUAAAAAGUAUGCACCACGAGCGAUCUCAUUCUCAAUCUAUCAGUCGUGACAUCACCAUUCAUCCCAAGUGUUUCGCAUAUGCAGUGAUGUUCAACCUGGCAAGGGUCGGGUGGCUUCAGCCGCUUUGUCGGCUGUCGCCGUCAGGAGUCUAUGAAACGAUACUUUUCGGAGCCAUGGGAAAUUAUGGCAUCAGUCUAAUCCACUUGUUAGAGAGUCGUUUAUCAACCGGAACCGGUUACGUUGAUGAACUGUAAAUACGAACAUUGUGAUCUGCCGUGCGGCAGUCUGCACUGAAUUCUGUGCGAUCCUCAUAUUAUACAACCUUAGGUUAGGAGGUUGAGAAGUCUCUUCAUCCAAUGUAUUGAUAUUCUUCUGUGGUCCUGAUGGUAAGUGUAAUACGGCUCCUUAGGUAGUUUAGCUAGAACUAUAACACGGAGUGAACGCAUGACGUGGCCAGUGUUUGAUAUUGGGCGAGUAAAAAAACUGCUCUUAUAAUUACUCGGAGUUCAUCAUUUUUGAUCACUCAAGUCAAUCAUGCGUAAAAAUAUGUCCACCUGAUGAAAAUGAAUACAGGAUCACUAUGAUCCAAAAAUAAGUGGAUAAGAACUUAACCAACGGACAGCUCCUGCACUCAUCAUCAGGCUCAAAUCGAAGUCACUAUUGAUCAUGUCUAACGAAAAAGACAUUCUGUUUUGGUGGAUGACCGCUUGAUUCUCUCUCCUGUGGGCAAUAUGGAUAUCAUGUGGAGAUAUAAGCUUAAGUUAAGGCUACCGCUGCCGCAUUCUUAACUUCAUCCUUGGCUUCUUUUUCAAGGGCGAAGAGGGCUCACGAAUGAGCUCAAGGAUGCGACGCGGUAGCUCUAAUUACGGGCUUGUAUGGACAGUAUUUGCUCUCACCAGUGCAGGACACCUCACCAACAUUAUGGCCUUCAUCUUCACCGAAGUGAGAUUAUAUCCCUUCUGCUUCUUCUAGUUCUAAGUGGUUAUACUGCAAUUACCGUAGCAAGCCUAGCAAAAAGGAGAGAGAUUAAUAAGAUUUAUGUAGUAAAUAUAUGUACCAGGGAGGGAGCCCCCCCUGUGGUAUGGUCUGUGGUGCAGCACAGUGGUGGAAGAGCGACGAGAGCAGAACGAGCGAGGAGAGAAGAACACGGGACGAGAGCAGAACGAGGAACGAGAGAAGGACGAGGAACGGGGGCAGAACGAGGGACGAGAGCAGAACGAGCGACGAGAAGCGCCCACCCGUGGCGUGCUUGCCUCUGGCGUAUUACAGUGGGGGAGGAGAGCGUCAAGAAGAGCCGAAAGGAGGGAGGCGCCCCAAGGUCUGGCGGGUACAUGCAACACGCCAAGGGGGUCCAGCCUUGCCACCUUCGCCAGGUCUGUGGGGUACAUGCAACACGCCAAGCAAGGCGGUCCACUCCAGCCUUGCGGCCUUCGGCACGUCUGUAGUGUACACGCAACACGCCAAAGGGGUCCAGCCUUGAGGGUACAGGCAACACGCCAAGGGGUCCAGCCUUGCCACUUUUGCCACAUUCGGAAGCCUUCCGCGUCCGCCCUUCAUUGCUUCAACUGCCUGCGGCAUGGUGGCGCUGCAGGGUCCAGGCAAGAAGCGUGAAGGCGAAGGGGCCAGGGGUGGGAGCUUCGAGGCUUUCCCACCCGGCAGCCCUUCGAAAAAAGGGCCGGACCGCGAGCCCCCCCCUCAAAAAGUUAGAUCGGGGGGGCCUUCAGCCUUGAGCCUUGGAACCUUCUGGAGCCCUUGAGCAUACGUGUGCCUUUUUCCUACACCUUCACCUUAUGUAGUUGCAAAUCUAAGCGGUUCAAGUAAAACGGUCGCGGAGUCCUCUAGUGCUUCGUAACUAGUCGCGACCUGAGUGUUUAGUUGCUAAGAGGAAAGGCGAAGACGACAGAGAAAGGAGGGCAACACUGCUAGGGACUGGAAGAAGAACAGAGAAGGGCAGGCGGUGGAGGCCAAAGUGCUACAGCCGCCGCAAAGUGGCCGCCGCGGGACGCUUCUCGCGAGCUGGGCGCGGCAGCGAAUUGCUGCGCCGUUCAGUUUUUCUUGCAUUUUGGAAGCCAUUACAAGGACAAAACACGCACGCGGCGCGCGUUUUAUCCCGUCAACGUCUCGGAAGGCCCAAAGGGGGCAAACACGCCAGCCUGCCUGCGGACAAGGACGCCGGCAGCACUCCUCCUUUGGGGGGUUUCAAAUUCUCCGGCUUGGGAACCUGCUCAGGGAAGUCACGCCGGCCGCCUUGCAUGGCUUGUGGCCUUGUGGCGUGUUUCUUCUCGCCCUCCCUCGGCGCGUUCGUUCUGGCUUUUCGUGUUCCAGGCCUUGAGAUGGGCAAACCUACCUUGAGGGGGGCAAACCUUGAGAGGGGCAAACCCUGAGAGGGGCAAACCUCGAGAGGGGCAAACCCUGCGGACGCCGGGGGGGUCUACCCUGACACGCUAAAAUAAAUAAGCCCGCGAAUAUGAAUCUCAAAACCUUGAGUGUUGUGAAACCUUGAGGCGAAAAAUGAGGAGGCAAACCCUGAGGCUGAAGCCUUGGGGCUUUUUCGCUGUCUGGUCUACCCUGAGAUCCAAUACCUUUACCUUGGGAGCGGUCCAAAGCCUUGGCUUUUUUUCCGCGAGCGUGGACCGCCUCCAACUUAGCGGCUUCCCCACAAGCACUGCAGAGCAAACUAACUCGGGCUUUCGUUUCCUCUAAACCCUGGGAUUCUAUUUGGCGCCCCUUAAAGCCCUGGCUUUCGUCCUCGAUUUUUGUCGGUUCGUAUAUAAGAGGAGUACUGUAUUAAAAUCUUAUCCGUAUUCUAAGUAACGGCAGCUUGUGGGUGGACAGCAUGUUGAUGACGAACAUGAAUAGUGGCUUAGUGCUACCUUCGUAUGUAAUCUUCGUAAUUGACCAUUAGUCUUGGAAGGAAAGGAAAAACAAAAUUUCCUGAUAAAGUAACAACAUUCUAACACAAGUGGAGCUGCAGCUGAAAGGGUACACGAAGAUGAUUGGUUCAUACGUCUCUACCAAUAAAGGAGGAGACCCAAGGGUUGCGGGACUCACACUCGCUGGACCAGUCUUAAGGCGCUCUAACAGUCGCUGACGAUGAAAAAAAGUAGAUAAUGAAAAUUAUCCAUCUACUUCUAUGUUGUCAUCAUGAUGUUGGAGUAUCUCUAUGUACGGUGUCGCUCCUGCUGUCACUCCGAGUGGGAGAUCCUCUUCUUGAGUGGAGGUUCUCGCCCUGUUAUUUGGUAACCUAAAUUCGAUCACAGGAGAUGGCGCUUUCUUCUUGAUUUCUCGUUUUUUCGCAUCAAAGAACUGAGACAACUACCGAAGUUACUUCCUAUAAGAUUUAUAAGAUAAUAACUUACACUUACUAACUGACUACUUAACUAACUGACUGACUACCGAAAUUUUUACAAACCAGCAGAAAAAUUUUCUUCUGAAUCAUAGUACACCACUUCUAACAUUGAGUCCCUCGCGGCCGGACACUCCCGUGGUCGACACUGAUUGGGAGCUAAUGUUUGAUCCUAGAACCAAGCACGCACAAUAUGUGACUUACCGCAAAACCAAAUCUGAUAGUCGACAGUUGGACGUCGGGAAAUUUAAGGGUUACCAAGAAAUUGCAUCCCGCACUCGAAUCCUGGUCUCUUUUUCUACUUGAAAAAGGCGCCAAGGAUGUUCUCAGGAAUACAAUUCUGCAACCUCUAACGAAUUGAUGGACAAAUUCGAUGUGCAGCAAAGUGAGAUGAUGGAUUUGCGAGGGUAUAUGAAGUUAAGGAGCUCUGUUCUUACUAGCUUUCAUAAUAUCCAUCUGAUUUGUUUCUACUCAGCAGGAGGAGGGGCAUCUUCUCGAUGAUGAUACACAUCGUACACAUUUUGAAGUUUCCCUUGUUUUUUUUUCAGCAUCUUAAUGAUAUUAGUUAUGGACCUUAUAUAUAUAAUUGUUUCCUUUGUUGUAUGAUCCAUGAUAGUUAAUUUUUUCAUGGGAAAGUAGGUGCUGGCGGACGAGUCGAGAUGAGACUGAGAGAGGGGCCCACCCCCACCUCAUCAGAUGUUCUUUAGAUAUGAAAUUAUAAAUAAAAUACGCUGAGUCAUCUUCUUUAUCUAACGAAAGAACAGCAAAACCCGAAUCCAUCGCAGUGUGAGAUCUUCGCGGGAUGGGUAGGGAGAGUCGUGCAUCUUGUGGUCUCACGUUUCCGUCAGCAGUAUCGCAAGAUGCUGCGAGAAGGUAGCUCGAAGACUGCCGGCAUUGCGCAUGCUGUUAAGGGGCGACUCCGCAUUAGAACAUUUGUACUUCUACCUCUCUUGGCGAGGAACCUGGAGAGGACCGGAAUCGAGUCGAAGCACCCUGGCGCUUGUCCUAGCCAGGGAAUGUCUGUUCAGGAGUUAUUUGCCUCUCUGCCAUCCACCCUGGCUCUACUUUUCCUAGUAGACAAGAAGCCAGUGCCAGCAGGGAUGUCCAACAUGUUCUGAGGAGUGUAAACAUUGAUUCCGUAACCUGCUCUAACGUCGUGUGCUCACGCUCAAAGCUGAGGGCAGUCAAGUCACAAAUGACAGUGAAGCAAGCUGCCGAGUAUCUGCUCGCGCAAGGAAAACGUGAGAAGUGGGAUGAACAAGAAUUCGAACGUAUGGGAAUGGGAGGACGGGUUCUGAAACAACGCUACCAGGGCUGCGAAGACUGGUUUGUAUGAGGCCACUCAUUGAGAAUCCAAGUUACAGUGGAAUGUCAAGUCAGGCUUGGCAGAUGAACAUUACUAGUACUUGCACUAGUCGCAGCAGCAUGACCAUGAGCAUCAUCUUGUUUUCCUUUUCCAGGCGACGAAGAUGACGUCGAAGGUAAAGCAAGGGGGUACGACCACAUUCCCCUAUCGGCGUUCUCAAUGAGUGGAAGCAUUCUUCAUCGUUCUGGUUGCGGUUUUUGAGGGAGCAAAAAUUUUUGGUCAUUUUAUGACACCACGAAAAACUGGACCUGGAGACUUUAUACUCAACAUGGUCAACCUUGAUGUCCUCAAGAAACUAGGCUACUUGGAGGUCUAAUUAGGAAAAAAAGUGCCUCGUUUCUACUGGAGUAUGGGAGUUGAGUACACUUUUUCCUUCCACAUAUAUCGGAUGAAAGUCACCAAGUCUUCAGCAGCAACUCAUUCAUGCAGCGUCGCGCCAUGAUGUUGAUGAAUCAGACAGCGACAGCGAGCAGUACGAAAACGAAUAGUUUCUUUGAAUUAAGGCGUCCCCUAAUCCGUCUCCAGAAGUAGCAUCUAUCUUAAGACUGCCUCAUAAUGGGAGAACAGCUUCAAGAUGCGGAGGGUUUCAAGAUGGAUGAGGGUAUAAGCUCUAACUGAAGGGAGUCCAGCCUCCUGGUCAUUCUUUGAACUUUCAGAACAUCUCAAUGCGGGUGAAAACUGUUUAUGGAGGCUCAGAACGGAUGCAUGAUAGUCGCACUUCAUCUUAGAGAGAAGCACGACAGAAUCAGAACACUAACGAUACUUGUUCUCACAUCGCGUAUAUAUUUUUCCUAGGAGGUAUUAUUAUGAUUAUUAUACAUAGGUGGUAGGCCUACCUGAUUCAUCAUAUCUUCUGUGCGGCGGGCGUUCUGUGCCCGUGCUUUGUCUUUAGGAUUCAGUCGCUUUUUUCUCUUAUUUCUAUUUUUUCCCUGUGGUUGUGCUGUUAUCAAGGAGGGGCCGCCCAAGGGGCGACCCAUGUUUCUUGUAAUCAUAGUGUCGAUGUCCUCUAUGCUCUAACCUCUAUGGGCGUCACGUGUAGUUUGUAUGGAGAAGACGAUGUUGCUGGUCCUCACGGCGACGAAAAAAUGGGUGAUCAUCACGAAGAUGAUGGUGACAACGAGGCGGAUGAAGAGGAUGAGCAGCGGCAAGACGAGAUUGGCCAGCAGGGACUUGCAGAGGGGGACCAGACUACGGAGCAUGCCAAACCUGAGCAGGGCGCGCAAGAGUAUACUAAAUCCAGGACUGCAAGGACGGCGCAGCCAUUCGUUUAUGCUGGUUGGAGCGAAAUUACUUGACCAAAAGGGACCAGCGUCGGCCAUUCGGUCUUCUCUUCACUUGGGGGCUGCGCAUCCUACACGCAGCGCUGUCAGUUCGCGACAGCGUUUCGCCUCACACCACACUCACGCUUUACUUCGCUUCCUUUUCGCUUGACUUCCCUCGCACUUCACUUCUCUUUCACUUCACUUCCCUUUCGCUUCACUUCCAUUUCACUUUGCUGCCCUAUCGCUUCUCUUCCCUUUCACUUCACUCCACUUCCCUUCCAAAUUCACUUCAAUUCCCUUUCACUUCACUUCAGUUCCCUUUCACUUCACCUCACUUCGCUUCCCUUUCGCUUCACUUGCGUUGCCUUUCACCUCGCUUCCCUUUCGCCUCACUUCCCUUUCACUUCGAUCCCCUCUUCCCUUUCGCUCCCUUUUCCCUUCCCUUCCUUUCCCUCUCACUUCCCUUGCGCUUCCCUUUCGCUUCCCUUGCGCUUCACUUUCGCCUCCCUUCCUUUCGCUAGCUUCGCUUCCCUCUCCCUUCUCGUUGAAUUCGCUUCCCUUCCCUUUCGCUUCCCUUUCGCUUCCCAUGCACUUCCCUUCCACUUCCCCUUCGCUUCCUUUUCACUUCCCUCUCGCUUCCCUCUCGCUUCUCUUUCGCUUCCCUCUCGCUUCUCUUUCGCUUCCCUCUCGCUUCUCUUUCGCUACCCUUUCGCUUCCCUUUCCUUCGCUUCCCUUUGCUCUCGCUUCCCUUUCACUUCCCUGCCGCUUCCCUUGCACUUCCCUUCCCCUUUCGCUUCACUUCGCUCCCCUUUCUUUUCCCUUUCGCUUCCCUCUGUUUGUUUCACUUCCCUCUCCUUCCCUUUUGAGUUUCGCUUCCUUUUCCCUUCUCUUCCACUUCCCUUUCGCUUCUCUUUCACUUCUCUGGGUUUCACUUCUCUUCCCUUUCGCUCUCCUGGCCUUUCACUUCAUUGCGCUCCCAAUUCGCUUGCACUUCGCUUUCACUUUCGCUCUCACUUUCGCUCUCGCUUUCGCUUUCACUUUCGCUCUCACUUUCGCUCUCGCUUUCGCUUCGCUUUCCCUUCGCUUUCACUUCGCUUUCACUUCGCUUUCACUUCGCUCGCGCUUCACUUUCGCUUGCUUCGCUUUCACUUCACUUCGCUGCAUCCAUUGCAUCCAGUUCUCGCUCGGGGCUUGUGUCAAGGGUGUAAGUAUGGGGCGAUUAGAGACUUCUAGAAGAGGAGAAGCGAUGAAGCGCAACAAGAUGGAAAGAAGGAGAGCCUUCUUUGGGGUAGCGGAGUAGUGACAGUAGAGGGCAACUCUGAUGAGAAGCUCAAGUUGGGGAUUAGCUCGGAUGAUCUACCCGAGGCGCUGCUAUCUAUCAUGUAAGUACUCCUAAGCGCUCAUCUACUCCUGUCUACUUUGUAUUUUCCUAAGUAUUACUAGCACUAGUAGGUGGCCGUGGCCCUCAUCCUCUAAGGCAAAAAGGGCGCAUUUUUAGAGACUCGUCCAGGACACAAGGAGCCCAAAACGAACAAGGCAUCGAUGAACGAGGCUCAAUGGCGUGAGAAGAUCCGAAGCGAGGCCAUUGGUUGCAGAACAGAGCAUAAUAUGACGCAUUGUUUCUUUUUCAUGUUUACAAAUAUAAAUAUAAUGAGAACCGAGCACUUCUCUGAGGCACGCACUGGCUUCGGCCGCCAUAGAUGAGAAGACCUCCAGGGCAGAAGGACGAACGCGCGGCGCCUAAAAUAGACGGAUCCUAAUAUAAACGUGGCCACUAGAAUUUUAUUAGAUAUUUGGAAUACCUGACCUUUUGAAUUUUUGUUUGCUAGCUAGGAGUGCUCCACCGAUAUAAUGAAGUCUUUUGUUCACAAGAAGAAGGUGCCGCGGGCGGCCAUCCACUGCACUGAAAAGUAUUAGCGUCAUUCUUAUUUCUUUCAACUUCUAAAAAAGAUGCCGCGCAACAACAUUCACUUCUAGCACUGUACUGAGUAUAAAUGAACUACUCUCUCUUUCAAGAACGACCUCUAAGUCGAAAGAAGGCGAGGCUCAUGCCCUGUGUCCAUGCUUGAUGGAGCCGGCGAACGCGGAUUGGAUGUCCCUUUGUGUCCUCAUCUACGUGGACUCAACAACCGGCAACGUGGGCAAGUUUGAUCUAACUUUAAGGUCAGCUGUGUUUAUCCAUCUUUCUCGGCAGCACCUUGGUACUCUGUAGCCUUGUAUUUCAUCAUCGGAAACAAGGGGUCGAGGUGAAGGGGCAGACGAGAUGAAUAAAAGCCGACGCAGCUAAUAACUUCUGGCGGAGGCGGUCUGGUGUCGAUAGCCGAGAAGACCUAUGUUAGGGCUAUAUUCCUGACGUCCUACCUUACAACCUCAAUCCUUGACUGAUGUUUUUUUACUACGAAGAUGAUCUACAUCUAGAAAAUUUCUAUUUCAUCAUUCCCUUUAAUAAGAAAGAAUGAAAAUGAUGGAUGAUUUUAUACUGCAGCCUCUUGCUGUUCUACCUAGUAUUUUCUACUCAGAACAACUAUUAAUGCAUAGGCAAUUAUUUACUGCAGCCUCUUGUUGAAGGCUUAGGAAAGGCGCCCUAUCCUAUCUUUUCCUAUCCUCUUGUUGUUCAUGUUCUAACUAUGAAAAGAUAAAGACUUCCGUCGGAGAUGAAGCUGCAUCUUCGGAAAAGGCGCUGAAGGAGUCACAAUUUGUACGCAGAUUACUCACGCGCAACAAAGUGAACAACUUGCAUCCGGUGUCUGGUAAGUACCUAGGCCCUCCGACUCCUGCUAAGAUUAAGGCUUUUGUCAUAGUUUGAUAUUUAUCAAGCACAUAUUAUUAGUUGUGUCAUAGUUUGAAGUUAUUUAUCAAGCACAUAUUAAUAAAGAAAAGACAACCAGUUCGUUUUUCCCUCUUCAGAACCUAGGUGUAUCCCUUCGUGCAAUAAUAUGUAUGUUUCACUGGUGGAGGUGGAGGCCGUGGAUGGAGCGGCGGUGGCGUCCGCGCGCCCUUUUUUCCGCGUCCGGAGGCGAAGACCUCAAAAGGCGGGGCCGGAGGCUCCUGGCGGCUCUACCCCAGAGGCGUCCCGACUCUGGGACCCUAUCAGGGAGAAGGCGGCGACGGUCACGAGGCCUGGCCCCUUUGGCCCUGAUCCCCCCAAGUGGUGGCAACGUACGCCGCCACCAAAUGCCCGGGGGGGUGAGGGCCAAUGGUGAGGAGGGGUGGGGGCAAGGCGUGCCCGCGUGGGUUUAGUCGGAUUAUACAUGCAGCACGGCGAAAGGGGUCACCUUGCCACCUGCGAAGAAACUCCCCAGUGAGGAACCCGCACCCUGGAGGCCUGUAGGGUACACGCAACAAGCCAAAGGGGGCCCAGCCUUACCACCUUCGGGAGCUGUCCGCCCCCGGCCUUCGGUGCUUCAGCGGCCUCAGGGAUGGGGGCCUUGUAGGGUCCAGGCAAGAAGCGGGGCGAAGGGGUCGGAGGUGGGCGCUUGGAGGCCUUCCCGCCUGGCAGUCCCUCGGGAAAAAGGGCCCAGGGCGGGAGGCGCCAAAUUUAUUUAGAUCGGGGAGGGGCCUUGGCCCCUUCCCCUGGAGCGUCAUAUAUGUUUAUCAAUAUCUCACUCGCAUUCCCACGUGGAAGUGGAGUAGUUGCCUCACUAUCCAAAUCAUCCCACGUGGAAGAGAGUGGAGUCUGCUGUUGAUUCAUGGUUGGAGUCUGCUGUUGAUUCAUGGUUGGAGUCUGCUAUUGAUUCAUGGUUGGAGUCUGCUAUUGAUUGAUUCCUGUUUAGAAUGGCAGUAAAGACCUUGUUCCUUAGCGUUAAUAAAAGCAAAUGCGCAUUUUGGGAAAUGAGGCGGCGGCUGCAGACAGUAGACCUGGAUAAGAAAGUGAGUGGGAGCAACCAUCUUUUUGGCUUGAUGAUGUUAAGGCUUGUUGUCCUGAACAUACGAUACACAUAUUAGUAUAAUUAGUAUACAUGAUAAAUCAUAGGUUUAUUUAAGGGUGAACUACGGCAUAGCAUUAGUAUACAUGGACAGAGUGAAACGUGGUUCUUGGUCUUGGAAAUAAUGAUCAGUUUUCAUUUCUUCACGACAGUACCGAUCUUUCUCGCUCUUAUUGAUUGACCUGUACACUUAUCAGCACAAGACUAAAAUCCUACAAGCUACUGAUCCACUGCUUAGUAUUCGUUUGUCCGGAAUAAUCAGUUAUAAUAAGCAAAAGAUGGUGUCUGAGUCUGUCUCCUCUGUCCUCGUCUUCUCUGUCUCCUCUGGUGUCCUCGUCUUCUUUCAACAAGGUAGGACUCUUCUGUCGUGAAAGAAUCAAAAUUUAUUUCGAUAGCUCUAUGUAUUUUCUAAUCUCCUGCUCUUUUGUAUUUUUUUCUAGGCCUGCUUUUUUUGUAGUUUUUUCUACUUAAGCUUGUGGCUGCUCCACCGAUGGAUUCUAUUCUUAUCUAAUCGUGGAUUUGACAAGUGUGCAGAAGUUAUUUGGGGGCCGUCUGGGCGAUAGCCCUCGUGAACCAAAGGAAAAAAAUGGCUUCCAGAUUUAUCCUGGUCUUAAGGCUCAAACUUCAUUGGUCACUGAGAGUGGUCACUGAGAGUGAGAUCGAAGGGGGCUCCCGUGAGAGAACUACAGGGGAAAACAAUUUAAGGGAAAGCAAGUACGUAGAGAGGUACGUACUUGGCAGGUGUGUCUGUGCCGGGUCUUGUCCCUUCAGAAUGAUCAGCGACCAAUGAGUGUCGACCUUUAAUGGUCACGCUAUCGCAGUCGAAUACAUGGGCAUACUGGCCUUUCCCUUGGACCCUUCCAGAAUGGCUAGUGGACGCUUACUGGACGUUCUUUUUAUGUUCACGAGAUCAAGAAUGAUAAUGAUGAAAAGCAAAAAGAAUAAAACUUAAUAUUACUUAGGCAGAUUGCCGAGUAGAUUCACAUUGUCAGUAUUACUGUGCUGUAUAAUUACUCGUCUGCUCUAGUACUGCUCCAGCAGAAAUUACUAAAACUACAAUUUGUUUCUUGAUGAAAUCAUCCUCUAUAGUCGUUCAUCACGUUCAUAUUUCUUUUCAUGUCCUUCUUUCAUACAUUUGGUUUACGUAGUCGGCCUUCGAGAUCCGAAUUGGGCUAAAUUGAAACCCGAGCAGCUGAGGGGACGCAGGAGGCGGUUUGGUGCUGUCGCAGACCUAAUUUAUGGUCAGCUGCAUUUGGUAGAUACAGAUCAUCGACGCCUGCUAUUGAAUCCUUCACAACCUCCAAAAAUACAAGAGAGCUAAGGCCACGGUAGAGUGCAUGAAUGAAAAUGAAUAGGCUUCAGCCAUAAGAGAUGAGUCUUUUGAUUAUGGGGGUACAUCUAAGAAAUUCAACAGUUUUCAGAGAAUGCAGAUUCCAGCAGUGUAAAGUUCACUCUGGAUACCACGGAUCGAACGUCGAAGGCGAAAGAAUUCUUCGCAGGUGAACAAGCACAAGUUAAGAACAUGGCAAAGGUUACUUUCUAGUACUUACAUGUUGUAUCAUGUAAAGGAAAACGUUACAACUAAGUAGCCUUCUCUACUUCCUCGUCAUCUGUUCUCUUGCACUACUUAUUCAACUAGAAUUGAAAUCAUCCCGUGUUCUAAGGAAAGCUUUGAAUUAAACGAGUUCUGUAGCCACCAUCCGCAGGAGAAGACUUUUCCUGACCAACUUAACGACCAGAACCAUGCGAAAGCGUACUUGCUGAAUCCCGGAGAAACGGAUGCUCUGCUUGUGAAGGACUUGUCUGCAGAUUGUCUCACGCUUAAGGCUACUUGUGCAAGAACUUUGGAGAAGAUGCAUGCCACUAUUGAUUUUUGUCCGUUCCACGUGCGCGUGCACUCUGCUGAGAUGAAGUGGGUAGUUCCCCUUCUAUUCGCCAUUCGUUCCACGUGGAGAACGUGUCGUUGAGUAGCUUUCACCCUCGUCCCUUAGAUGAAGAAAGCCAGGGAUGAAAUCUAAGGGGAAAGAAGAGAUAAGUCACUCUAAGGGGAAACAAGAAGAGACAAUCUUAGGGAAAUCGAACGGGAAAGAAGAUGAGAGAGACAAGUCAGUGCUCAGCAAGCACCACGCAUAGAAGUGAUACUUCUCACUCUAGUACAACUAGGGCUAUCUAACUCACCCCUACGCCCAUCACCCUUGCUGUUUGGAAAAGCGCAUGAAGCAGACAACGAAAGGGAAAAAACAGCAGGAGUAAAAGGCACUAGUUUCCUAGCUUGGGAUAAUCUUAAGGCUACUUCUAAUAAUUCGUCAUUCACAGUUCUUCAUCUUCAUCGAUGAGGCAUUACUUCUCAUAUCUGAAGGAAAGUAUUAGAAGUAUGAAGAUGGAGUCUCAGAGUACCACGUAUCACUAAGUACCUACCGCCUCGUCGGUCCCCGGCCCCUGCUGAAGAAGCAGAUACUCAUACUCUGCAUCGACUUCUACUUCGAGAGUGCAAUUCUAAUAUUCUUGGCCAAGAAGCGAUAGAAUGGGCACAAGAAUCGGGCGAAAGACCUGGAGCAUUGGGCAUAUCCAUCUCUUUAAGAGUGAGCAAGGCUGAACUAGAGCAGAAUCUUCUUAGUAAUAGAAGUUGAUCACUUUCUCUGGUUCUGAGAAGUUGAUGUACUCUUCUACUACAACUUUUUGUUCAUGAUUAACUAAGUUCUUGCUGUUGAUUCUUGUUGUUCAUGUUCUACUUGAAAACAGGGGAUGUCGAUGUAGUAGUGGAAGAAGAAUUAAUAUUGAUGCUGAAGCCUUUUCGCUUGUUCUACCAUCUAGUACUUCUUCUAAUCACAUCAAACGUGCUUCCGGAACAAAAUCCGAACAAUCCUGUCUACCCAUUGGGCUUUCAGGGGAGCCGUAUCCU
Messenger RNA from Amoebophrya sp. A25, 18026 nucleotides. NCBI's taxonomy places the organism in Eukaryota, Dinophyceae, Syndiniales, Amoebophryaceae. The record is from the annotation of a GenBank genome assembly.